AAAAAAUAACAAAUGACGACUAUUUUGUCACUUGUUGAUCAUUUUACAUGUAAAAAAAUAAUUUGUUGCUAGGGAAGUUAAAAAGCAUGCACCGUAAUUUAGUGUAUAGGUAACUUUAGGAAGAUGGUAGACUCAUCAGAGGCCGAAAAUGGAGAGAUCAAAAGGGCCAUUUCAAUGUGCACGACAGCGCAAGAUAUGAUCGACUUUACGGCGAUAAAAUUGAAAGGAUUACGUGAACAAUGCGAUCCUUCAGAAGAAAUUACACAAAAAGAAAUCCGGGAUACGGAGACAAAAUUGAUCAAGUUAUUUAGUAAGCAGCUGGUAGCAAAAACACAACUGAAAGCUGAAGACAACAAGAAACAUCUGUCAGAAUAUCCCAAAACUGAACAAUGGCUGACCAUAGUGGGGUUAAAGAGUUACAUCUCCGAUAUUGUAAAGAGAGGACUGUCUUUGAAUUCUUUACUAGACAUGACUGUAGAAGAACUUAAAAAUCUACUCAAAAGAUAUGAAGCUAAAGAAGACGAUUUCCACAAGCUAAAUAAUGCACUGCAAAAUCUGAAAAAUUGGACGGAUAAGCAGCUGCAUGGAGAUAGUAGAAACAGUUGUGAUGGAGACGACCUUAGUUGGUCCAAUUAUAAAUCUGCUUCCAGUAGUCCAUUUAGUAGUAGUUCUCCAAAAUAUUCAACAGCCAGUGGCCGUCAGUCUGUGUCGUCACUACCGUCAGAGGCAUCACAACCAUUAUCAUUGCCAACACCAUCACAAAGCACCCCAUCAUCUCCUGUACCUUAUAUAGAUAGAGACAGAAUAAGGCGAACUCCGCCCCCUACUCCUCCUUUAGUUAGACCAAAAGCUGCCAAUAAUUCACGAUACCCUAGUACGCCUCCGCCAAACAAGAAAAAUCACCUGAUACCUGAAUAUCAACCAAUCAAGAAGAGUAAAUCUCACGAGUCACAACUAGCCAAUAAAGUUACAGAUAUAGAUGGCAUCAAAGCGUUGCACAAGCAGAUCAUCACCAUCAGAGAAGAAGAAUUAGAUAGUAGGUAUAAAAAGAAACCAAACUUGUAUCUUCCUAACAAUAAUGAAAUAUUAUUCCGACGUCCUUCUGAUGGGUCAGAAGCAGGUGGUAGUCGUGGUCCCUCUGGACAUGCUUCACCGAUUCUCCCCUCGCCCAUACAUUCUCCUAUAUAUAUUGAUGAUCACAAUAGCUUAGUAGUUCCAAAGUCACCUAAAACACCUUAUAUAAACCAUUAUCCUUCAAAUCAUAGAUUUGAGACAAAAUUUUCUCUAAUUGGAAGUAUCUGUGAUACGUGUCAUAAACACAUCCUUUUGCCUGGAAAAAUUUGCCGGGAAUGCAAAUACAAAUGUCAUCGUGAUUGUGCCGGCAAAGCUGCUCCAUUGUGUGCUCCCAACUUGUACUUAUUAGACCCUAAUAGGCAUGGAUCACCAAGUAUGGUACAUAAGUUGAGACCAAACCAUUCCUGUACUGAGUUUACUAAAGACUCAGAAUCAUCAUCAUGUAACUCAUCGACUCCUUCAUCACCAUUCCUUAAUCCUCAUAAAGAAUCUUACACUCCAUCACAGGGCUUAGCCUUUGAAUUCCCAGAUAAUCCUUUAGAAAAUGAUUUAACUGGUUCCACAUACUCUGUACAUACAGUCAGAAACGGUGAUGUUAUCGGCAGCAACACGUCAGAUGACAGCAGUAAAACUCUGGAAGGUAGCAAUACAUCAGAAAAGACACUGCCAGAACGAGUGAAUUCAGUAGAUAGUCAAGAUGACCCAUUAGGGGGAAAUCUGUGGAGACAAAAUAGUUUAUCUGUGACCCUAAAAGAAUGGGAUAUUCCAUAUGAACAGCUGGUUAUAGAAGAAUCAAUUGGUACUGGUAGAUUUGGUAUUGUUUAUAAGGGCCAUUGGCAUGGUAAAGUAGCCAUUAAAAUGUUACAUAUGGAUUCCGAUACAGAUAACCAAGCUCAGCUGUCAGCAUUCAAACAAGAGGUUGCAAUGUUAAAGAAAACUCGACAUGAUAAUUUAAUAUUAUUUAUGGGUGCUUGUAUGAAGCCUCCACAUUUAGCUAUAGUUACAAGUUAUUGUAGUGGCCAAACAUUAUAUGCAUAUGUACGAAGUACAAAAGAAAAAGUGCAGAUGAAUAAAGCUAUACUGGUAGCUUCUCAAAUAGCACAGGGUAUGGGAUAUCUUCAUGCAAGGGGAAUUAUACACAAAGACUUGAAGUCAAAAAAUAUAUUUUUAGAAAAUGGCAAAGUUGUGAUAACAGAUUUUGGUUUAUUUAAUGUGACACGAUUGUGUCAUGGUAACAGAAAGGGAGAGUGGUUAAACAUAUCACCAGGAUGGCUGUGUUACCUGGCUCCAGAAGUUAUUAGACAGUUACAACCGUUAAGUGGUAAACUAGAUCUCCCAUUCUCAGAAAAAUCUGAUAUUUAUGCAUUUGGGACUGUAUGGUAUGAGCUUCUCUGUGGUGAGUGGCCAUUCCGAAAUCAACCUCCAGAAACUGUUAUAUGGCAGGUGGGAAAGGGACUGAAGCAAUCAUUAGGAAGUAUUUCAGGAACCAGGGAAUUUAAGGAUUUGUUAAUGAUGUGUUGGACUUUUAAUAAUAGUGAUAGACCUGACUUUGCCUGGAUUUUAAAAGCCUUAGACCGUUUACCUAAAAAACCUCUUCAUCGGAGUCCUUCACAUCCUAUCCAUAUAUCACGCAGUGCCGAAUCAGUUUUCACAUGACAAACAUCUGACAUGGGCACAUCAGCUAUUUUAUGUGAUAUAGCCGCAGCAGAGGCUAUAAAUUCUGCCGGGAGUCAUCCCACCACAAUAGACGAGUUGGCCAGUUUUGUGAAUGUCCAGUACAAUUUUUCCAUUCAGGAUGAGGAAUAUAGUUAUGUCAUGAAGAUCACAUUCACACCAUAUGUAUUAUCUGGAUAGGGAAAUUAUAUCUGACCGUGAUGUUUAAAAGGCUGCAAAACCGUCUCCAAAGCUAGCAAAAGAUAAAUGUGUUUUAAUGCAUGUCAAACUAAGUCAAGCAUUUGUUUGAAUUUUCUGUGUUCUUUUAACUAGAGAGGUUCAGAACAUCAGUUUUUAUCACUUUCUUAUUUAUCACCUGUGUCUUUGAGGUCUUCCUUUGCCUGUAGUAAGGAUGUCCAAAAUAUUUUUUACAUUCACUUGUUGGAGUUGGGGGGGGGGAGUAAUAUCAAUAAUGGUUUCAGUUGUUCAAGGCUUUGUUUUUAAUUUGCUGCUUUCAUUAUUUGUUUUUAAGAAAUGUAUACUCUUUAAGUGAAUAAAUAUUAAAUUAAUUGCAUUCUGUUCAGCACAAGUUGGUAUGGUUUUAAAUUAAAGUUAUUCAUUGGUUGCCUUUUAAAGUUGCAAAUUUUGUGAAGGAAGCUGUCAAAUUCAAUAUUGUCUGCUGUCGAACAUGAUACAGUUGACUUUAAUUAAUUAAAUUUUAAUGUAUUGAGAAUAUUUCUGAGACUAUCUAAAAAAAGAUUAAGUUUUAGAAAAACUGAAAUCUUCAAAAGAUUUCAUAUCUUAUAAAAUAAAUUAAGUUAUUUAAAAGGAGUUAAUCUUUGUGUUAUUUAUCAAAGGGAGAUAACUACAGUCAGCCAUCACAAAGUAAUUUACAUUUUUAGGCCAGUAUAAAUCAUAAAGUUUUUUCUGAUAUAUAUCUCCCUUAGAGAGCUUUUGGUUUUGUUUUGAGAUAUAUAGACAAGGGGGCUACUUAAUCAAGUUGGCAAUAUAUUACCAGCCAACAUAACUUGCUACAGUUUGUUAAUCUUAUUGUCAUUUUUGACUGAGGAUGAUUUUGUUUUUAUCUAUAUUGCUUGCUUAAAAAAUACCAUCAAAUUUUUAAGAGUUUUAUAAGUUUGUUAUUGGACUGUUGGUUAUUUUCCUAACAGUAUUUAUUGCCUGAAUUUCAUUAUUUUAAAGUAUUUGCUUUAAACUAUUGGUAAACAUUUGAGAACAGGACCAAGGAUGUGUUGGAAAAAACAAGUAAACAAUGAAGUAAUCUUGAAGCUUAUAGAACUGAUGUUCAUUCUGAUCUUUUAUUUUUCAAAUUUAUCCCAGGUUUUGAUAGUUAUCAAAGGUUUCAGGAUUAUAAUUUAGUAUGCCUGACGCAGGUUUCGUCUACAUAAGACUCAUCAGUGAUGCUCAUAUCAAAAUAUUUAAAAAGCCAAACUAGUACAAAGUUGAAGAGCAUUGAGAAUUGAACAAGAUCUUGUGAUUCGCUAAACUUGGAGUUGGAGUAUGAACCAUUAUGCUGUCUUAUCAAUAUUUCAAUUUCCUUGGUCCUGUUCUGGGAAAAAUAAGUCAUUUUAAAAUCGAUAAUGGUAAAGGAAGACAAUCUCUAAAGCCCUUUUCCUCCCGCAUUACACUUUUGUAAUUCCCUAAAGAAGAAUGGCUGUCUGGCCUUUAAGACAUUACAGGUGAUAAUUGUUAAGGUUUUAUUUUUUACACAGCCAUUUUAGUACAUUUUGAUUUGUAUAAAAAUCCCCAUGCCUUUGUGAAACGCUUUGGCUUGUAGAUUUUUUACUGAACACUUUAAAGAUAAACAUUUAUUAUCAGAUACAACAAGAGAUGUUUUUCAUUAGAUAAAAGUAUUAUUCCUGAUUAGGAUUUCUGCUUUUGCUAAGUUUUUCAUUCAUUAAGUUAUUAAAUUUGAAUACUUCAUUUGAAUCUGUGAAGUAAUUAGUCAUGUUUUCUAUAUUAUAUCAUGUGAAUGGUCAGUAUCUGGUCAGUACCUUCAACACCAUUUAGUUUGACAACUAUGGUAUUUCAUACUAUAUAUGUGAUAUACAUUUUUAUUAUCUAUAUUUUCAUUAUAUAUGACUGAAGUGCUACACAAAUUUAUUUAUAUAGAGUGCAUUAAACUAAGGUAUAAAAUUGGUAAUUAUAUGGAGAUAUAUUCCAAAUCAUAUUCAUUUUUUCUCAAUUUUUGGAGUUCCCACAGUCAAUGCAAUUGACUUCAUACCAAUACCAAAGUUGGAAAUUAUACUCUACAAAAGUCAUCGUUAUUAAUAAAAGGAAAGCUCUUCUAGUGGUGAAAACUAUCAAAAAGAUUAAUGAUUCCCUUUUAAGUUUGAGAUAAGAGGAAAGAGGGGGGUGGGGGCUUAAAACUAAAAUACUUGAAUAAUUUUGAUAAGUUGUCAACAGUCUAUACAAAGGGGAGAUAAUAAAUGAAUCUUGCAAAGCAUAAACUCCAAAAAAAAUAUCUAUGAAUAAUUCCCUUGUGUAAUAUCUGAAAUGCAUAAAUAGACACUGAUCUCAUUUCAACCACAUAAUUCUGAAAAGUACCAUAGCCCAAAAAAUAAGGAAGAAAAUUUGUAUGUUGAGAAUAUCUGUAUAAAAUAUUGAAUAUUUUCAAAAAAAACAUGGGGGAAACAUUGGUUUAUUUAUUUAAUUAGAAUGACUUAUAUCUAUUAAACUAUGCAGAAAUUUUGUCAAGAAACAUUAAAAGCAUCUCUAAUUUAGAUGCUACCUAAAAGUCAUGGUAACCAUAAAAUAAGACAAUUUUCAUUAUAUCUGUAAGCUGUUAUUUAGUGUUAAGCUGAAGGAUCUUUCUGUGUACAUUUUAAAUUUCAGCUUAUAUUUUAGUCUCCAAAUCUGAAAUGCGUCUUUUCUUUUCCAGAAUUAUUAUUGCAUGGAUAUGAUUUGGAAAAUCACAACUUUUAUGAAAUCAAGUAUAAAAUUUUCAUUUGAACUGUACUGUCUUGAUCUUUAGAGAUUUUUGUUAGUGUGAUAAUGAUACAAUCAAAUGAAGCACUCAAAUGACUAGGAAUUAGCCUUUACUUUUAAAUCAUUCCAUUUUAUUGUGUGCUAGUGAUUGAAUGUUUGUAUCUCAGAAUGUGUGUGGAUACUGCAUUAUUUAAUUGAUACUUGUUGGAGUAUGGGCGGAUAACUCUCUGAAUGAAUUGUUGUAAAUGUAAUUAAAUCUUAUUUCAAAAAUAUUUAUGUUUCUAAUGCAAAAAAUAAAGUAAAAACCAAUAUAAAA
Messenger RNA from Mytilus trossulus (common blue mussel), 5989 nucleotides. RefSeq names its product kinase suppressor of Ras 2-like. Gene Ontology annotation, molecular function: protein kinase activity; ATP binding. The record is from RefSeq and is a predicted model, not a curated record. Gene Ontology annotation, biological process: protein phosphorylation; Ras protein signal transduction. The coding region runs from base 124 to 2730 and encodes 868 amino acids. Gene Ontology annotation, cellular component: cytoplasm. The transcript has 22 exons. Lineage: Eukaryota; Metazoa; Mollusca; Bivalvia; Mytilida; Mytilidae.